This is a messenger RNA of Perognathus longimembris pacificus (Pacific pocket mouse), 1457 nucleotides long. It is a transcript of the gene Ak8, whose product is annotated as adenylate kinase 8. The record is from RefSeq and is a predicted model, not a curated record. Lineage: Eukaryota; Metazoa; Chordata; Mammalia; Rodentia; Heteromyidae. Bases 1 to 1440 code for a protein of 479 amino acids. Gene Ontology annotation, cellular component: cytoplasm. Gene Ontology annotation, molecular function: AMP kinase activity; ATP binding; nucleoside diphosphate kinase activity. The transcript has 13 exons. Gene Ontology annotation, biological process: nucleoside triphosphate biosynthetic process.
AUGGACGCGACCACGGCGCCGCACCGCAUCCCCCCAGAAAUGCCCAAGUACGGGGAGGAGAACCACAUCUUCGAGCUGAUGCAGGCCAUGCUGGAGCAGCUGCUGAUCCACCGGCCCGUGGACCCCAUCCAGUUCAUGAUCCAGCACUUGCAGCGGAACAACGACCACGUGCCGAAGAUUGUGGUAUUAGGUCCACCCGCCUCGGGGAAAACAACCAUAGCAAUGUGGCUUUCCAAACAUCUGAACAGCAAUCUCCUCACUAAGGAGAACUUGAUAGGAAAAAGGUUUUCUCCUCUUGCUGUGGAAGCCAAGAACUAUUACCAGAAAUUCAAGAAGCUGCCCAACAGUAUGCUGGUGCAGCUGAUGCAGGAGCGCAUGGAGGAGGACGACUGCAUCCGGAGGGGCUGGAUCCUGGAUGGUGUCCCCGAGACGCGGGAGCAGGUGCUGAUGAUCCAGACCCAGGGGCUGGUGCCCAGGCAUGUCAUUGUGCUGAACGCGCCGGACACCGUCCUGAUCGAGAGAAACCUGGGGAAGCGGAUCGACCCCUACACGGGAGAGAUUUACCACACCACCUUCGACUGGCCCUCGGAACCCGAAAUCCAGAACCGCCUGAUUGAGCCGAAAGGCAUCUCAGAGCUGGAGACCGCCCAGAAGCUUCUGGACUACCACAGGAAUAUUGUCAGGAUCCUCCCCUCUUACCCCAAAAUCCUGAAAGCCAUCAGUGCAGACCAGCCGUGCGUGGACGUCUUCUACCAAGCACUGACCUACGUCCAAACCAACCAUCGGACCAAUGCCCCCUUCACCCCCAGGGUGCUGCUGUGCGGGCCCGUGGGCAGCGGGAAGAGCUUGCAGGCCGCCCUCCUGGCCCAGAAAUACGGCCUCGUCGAUGUGUGCUGCGGGCAGCUGCUGAAAGAAGCUGUGGCGGACAAGUCAAGCUUCGGGGAGCUCGUGCAGCCCUACUUUGAAAAGAAGAUCACAGUCCCUGACAGCAUCGUCAUGAAGGUGCUGGCCAGCCGCCUGGAGAAGCAGGACUGCCUGCAGAAAGGCUGGGUGCUGCACGACUUCCCGCGAGACGUGGACCAGGCCCUCCUGCUGCACUCCAAGGGCUACAGUCCCAACAGGGUGUUCUUCCUGAAUGUGCCUUUGGAUUCCAUCCUUGAGCGGCUGACCCUGAGGAGAAUUGACCCAGUCACCGGAGAGAGGUUCCACCUCAUGUACAAGCCCCCUCCCACCAUGGAGAUCCAGGGUCGGCUGCUGCAGAGCCCCAAGGACAUGGAGGAGCAGGUGAAGCUGGAGAUGGACCUGUUCUACCGGAGCGCGGCCGAGCUGGAGGAGUUCUACAAGGAGGCCAUCGCCCUCAACGGGGACCAGGACCCCUACACGGUGUUCGAGUACAUUGAGAGUGGGGUCAUCAACCCCCUGCCCCGGAAGGUGUCCUGACCCGCGGCCGCGCGGUG